This is a messenger RNA of Saccostrea echinata, 722 nucleotides long. RefSeq lists its product as uncharacterized. The transcript is spliced from 2 exons. NCBI's taxonomy places the organism in Eukaryota, Metazoa, Mollusca, Bivalvia, Ostreida, Ostreidae. The record is from RefSeq and is a predicted model, not a curated record. The coding region runs from base 150 to 722 and encodes 190 amino acids.
ACAGGGCACGGACACUGAUUGGGAAGCAAACAGGUAAAAUCCUUCAAUAUGAAACCAGAAGCAAAAGUUGCAGUGUCUGUGACCACCAUGGAGAGGGUUCAAUACCAGCCCACCAGUGUUCCAAAAAUUGGGAUGGAUCCAGCAAGGCAAUGGAGCCAGAUAUGGCCAUGUCUAUGUUACACAAAAUGAAAGACUGCGGCCAUCCAGUGCAGGUUAUCCACGCUGAUAAUGAUUCCACCACUUCAUCUACUUUGAAAUUGGACUUCCCUGGAAUUCAAAAGAAAGAUGACAAAAACCACAUAAAAAAGGGAAUUUCUAAAAAGCUCUACGCAUUAGCUGCAAAAUGGAAGGAACUCAGGUCUCAGUCAUCUGUCAUUCCAUACCUGGUUAGAUGUUUUAUGUAUACCCUGUCCAGGGCUAAAACAAGUGAUGAUGUGCAAGAAGGCCUGUCACAGAUUGUACCCCAUGUUUUUGGAGAACACGAGAUGUGCACUGACUGGUGUUCCUUUAAAAGAGAUACUCCAAAUUUCAGGUUUAAACACCUAACAAAUGGGCAGCCACUCAAGGAAGACGGCGUAAGACGUGCCCUUGAAGAAAUGGUUGAAACCUACAAAAAGAGAGCGGGUCAACUUGUUACACUGGGGUCAACCCAACCAAAUGAAAAUUUCAACUUCAUUGUUUCAAGCAAAGCUCCAAAAAAUCGGUUUGUAUAUUUUUUAUAA